AUGGCAAGCCCAAGUCCCUCGAUUGAUACCACGAUCUCGCUUAUGAGAGCCAUUGACGGUAGUCACCUUAGGUGGUCCGACUUCCGCACAGUUGUCCUUGGAGCUUUUCGGAUAAGUCUUGGUGACUCACUCCAGCUGUCAGAGCUAUCAAGACCAUUUGCCGAUCGGCUGAAGAUAUCGCUGCAAAAUCUAGAUCGUUUCUCUCCCCAGCAAAGACAGUGGCGAAGCCAAAUCGAAAAUGGCAAGGCGUUUGGACCUACCAUGUUGUUCCCUCCCAAUGUACUUCCACCCAUCAGUGUUCACCCAGCCUUGCACAGAUGCUUGACGCCCAAACUGAGUAGGGAAGCACUUCCCCCUCGUGCAGUCAGGGCUAGGGAAAGCUUGUUCGAACUGCCUGCACCCCGCCCAAGCAUGCUCACCGGCUUUUCCACUUCGGCUUUCAAUGACCGCGAGCUUUCUAUCCUCCCGAAUUGCGCUUCCGCAACCGGCACGAUCGUGGACUUUUCGGCUGGCUGCGUCACUCCUGGAACCACAACCUACUGCCCUUUCCUUGUCUUUGAGCGCAUGAGAGUUGUGUCGGAUGACAAUAUCCAAGCUGCCAGAAAUCAAUGUGCUAUUGCUGGAGCUCACUGUGUUCGGGCACUGCAACUCUUGUUCAAAAGAUGCUGCGGUUCCCGACCGGCAUUGGACAAACCCAUCGCUUUCUCCUGUGCUAUCGACAACUCUACUGCAUUGAUAAACUAUCACUCCACGGAUGCGGAUGGACGAUAUUUUCUGUCGGAGAUUUCUCGUUUCAAUCUAGAUGAUGACAACAGCUUCAAUGAGUUUCAAGGCUGGAUCGAAGCUAUCGAGGAAUGGGGAUCGACAUACCUUCUCCCAGUCAUCAAAGUCGCCUUGAAACAAGUCCUGAAAGGCACUUUCACGCCUCCGAUAUCACCAAUGCCCUCCCUAACACUCUCUAUUGAUACGGCAGCUGGAGGCGAGGAGAUUCUGAUGAAGAUUCUUCGUUCUACAUUCGGUUCCAUUAAAUGGAGAUGUGAAGGCGAAUAUGAGACUCCACUAAAUAGCAGUAUUGCGCAUUGUGGGACUCCUUUUGGUGCUCGGAAGAUCAGGACAAUGGCCCUGUCCCCAACAGAAUCUCUCGAGCUGAUGAGCGGUGUUUCGGGCAGGAGUGGCCACUUCUCUGGUUGGAGAAUGAAGCCCGAUCAUAGCGCUACAAGAUCACCUAUCUCACGAAAACACCACCCACUCUCACCGCUACAACUCAAAUACGACUUUCCAGAGUCACCAGUCCGUCGUGCAACCCUUUCCCCCUGCACACCACCUCCUGAGGCUCCAUGGACAGCCAAGUCGCCAAUGCUCGUUCUUCAACGAAGGAUGGACCUUGCCAUGGAUGAGAUACAGGAGCUUAGGACACUCGUUCAGACACUUCAGAAGCAACUUGUGGCAAAGAAUAUGCAACCUGAACCUGAACGAACAGACAGCCGACAACGGCACCACUCGGAUUCGGACAUGAUCAUGACCCCCACUGCACCAACUCUGACCAGCCCCAUCGGCUGGGAGGAGUCAUUGGACCGAGCUUUUGCCGUUCAGGCAUUUGAGAAAUCAAAUAGACAAGAGCCGGAGUCCCUCCAAACUCUUUUCCUUCCCGCCGCAUAUGUCUUCUUCUUCCUCUCGUCAUGGGUCUUGGGUGAUGGCCUACUUCUACCAGUAAUGAAUGUGAUGUCUAUGUUUUGCACAUGGCCAUUUGCUGUUUUCUUGUUUGAACUAGCAGGUCAGCUCGUAUAG
Exophiala aquamarina CBS 119918 is the source of this 1788-nucleotide messenger RNA. RefSeq lists its product as uncharacterized. NCBI's taxonomy places the organism in Eukaryota, Fungi, Ascomycota, Eurotiomycetes, Chaetothyriales, Herpotrichiellaceae. Bases 1 to 1788 code for a protein of 595 amino acids. The transcript has a single exon. The record is from RefSeq and is a predicted model, not a curated record.